Messenger RNA from Rhizophagus irregularis DAOM 181602=DAOM 197198, 609 nucleotides. Lineage: Eukaryota; Fungi; Glomeromycota; Glomeromycetes; Glomerales; Glomeraceae. The record is from RefSeq and is a predicted model, not a curated record.
AUGUCUGAUUUUCAUAAAGUUCAUGCUGCAAUUAAAAGAGCAUAUUCUUUAGUAAAUUUUAGUAUUUACAAUAAUAUACACAAAGAAUAUGAAUUUAAAAAACAAACAAUUCUUGCUGAUGAAUCGCUUACAGAAAAUGAAAAAUCUGAAGCAAUAAAUAUUCUAACUAUAUCCUAUGAUGGGGAUAAACUUAUUAUUAAUGAAGGAACAAAAAGAAUUUGUGAAAAUUGUAAUAAAGAAUGUUUAGCUACAUCAUUUUGUGAGCAUUGUGUUCGGAAUUAUUUAAAAGCAAAAUUUUCAAACUGGACAUCUGGAAAUGAUAAUAUUGAUAAUUUGUUACAAGAAUGUCAGAUGAAAGCAAUAAGCCCAGAUCAAAUACCAGAAUGGAUUCCAUAUAAUAAUUUUCGAAAUAUUAAAUAUCUAACAAAAGGGGGAUUCUCUAAAAUUUAUACAGCUAAAUGGAUUAAUGGAUGGUAUAAUGAAUGGGAUACUAAAGAGCAACGAUUAAAAAGAUAUGGAGAAUAUUUAAUAAUACUUAAAAAAUUAGAAAAUGUUGAAAAUGCAAAUCGAAAUUGGUUUGAAGAGGUUUGUAAUCUAGAAAUAUUUUAG